Anopheles coustani is the source of this 355-nucleotide messenger RNA. RefSeq names its product molybdopterin synthase sulfur carrier subunit (gene Mocs2A). Gene Ontology annotation, cellular component: cytosol. The record is from RefSeq and is a predicted model, not a curated record. NCBI's taxonomy places the organism in Eukaryota, Metazoa, Arthropoda, Insecta, Diptera, Culicidae. Gene Ontology annotation, biological process: Mo-molybdopterin cofactor biosynthetic process. Bases 83 to 355 code for a protein of 90 amino acids. The transcript has a single exon.
UUCGCGUGAUCGUGUCGUUCCGGUUGGUCAAGCUACGGGAAUGUGCUGGAUUGGAGGCUCGUACAAUUUACACUAACAUAAUAUGAGCUCCAGUGCCGUACGAGUGAAAAUAUUAUUUUUCGCUAAAUCCCGUGAGCUUGCAGGGCAAUCCAGCGCGGAGGACUUCCUGGUGCCGCACGCCGAAAUCAAGUGCUCCGAACUGCUGGAUCUGAUAUGUAAUCAGUUCAACCUGUCCAUCAUACGCAACAAUGUCAUACUAGCGCACAACGAGCAGUAUUGUGACGAUCUUGGCGAAACCAUCCGCAUACGCAACGGCGACGAGUUGGCCGUAAUACCACCUAUUUCGGGAGGAUAA